Messenger RNA from Saccharomyces cerevisiae S288C, 2214 nucleotides. It is a transcript of the gene SUV3, whose product is annotated as ATP-dependent RNA helicase SUV3. The record is from RefSeq and is marked reviewed. Gene Ontology annotation, molecular function: ATP hydrolysis activity; ATP binding; RNA helicase activity. Gene Ontology annotation, cellular component: mitochondrial matrix. NCBI's taxonomy places the organism in Eukaryota, Fungi, Ascomycota, Saccharomycetes, Saccharomycetales, Saccharomycetaceae. Gene Ontology annotation, biological process: mitochondrial RNA metabolic process; gene expression. The transcript has a single exon. Bases 1 to 2214 code for a protein of 737 amino acids.
AUGGCACUUGUCAAAUACAGCACAGUUUUUUUUCCACUCCGAUCAUUGCGACUGUUUGUGUCCAUCAAGAAAGCAUAUUACCACAGCGAGCCGCAUAGCAUCGAUCUAUUUCAUGAUAAGGAUUGGAUUGUGAAAAGACCUAAAUUCCUAAAUUUACCCAAAAAUGAACAUUCAAAAUUAGAUAUAUUCCAGUUUAAUUUUAACAAGUCCGAAAGCAAUAAUGUGUAUUUACAGGAUUCAUCAUUUAAAGAUAACCUUGAUAAAGCGAUGCAAUUUAUCUAUAACGAUAAAUUGUCAUCCUUGGAUGCCAAGCAAGUACCAAUAAAGAAUCUUGCUUGGUUGAAAUUAAGAGAUUACAUAUAUCAACAACUAAAAGAUCCGAAACUGCAAGCCAAAACCUAUGUACCUUCGGUAAGUGAGAUCAUACAUCCUUCAUCUCCUGGCAAUUUGAUUUCGUUGCUGAUAAAUUGCAAUAAAAUCAGCAAUUUAGUCUGGAAAUCUGUUCUCAAAUAUAGCCUGAGUAACAAUAUAACUACAUUGGAUAAAUUUAUCCACGUCCUGCAACAGACCUUCGACCAUGUGUACGAGCAGGAGAUACUACCCAUGAUGACGAAUACAGAUGAUACAGAUGGCGCUCACAACGUUGACAUAACAAAUCCAGCAGAGUGGUUUCCGGAGGCAAGAAAGAUUAGAAGACAUAUAAUCAUGCACAUUGGGCCCACGAAUUCAGGCAAAACUUAUAGAGCGUUACAGAAAUUGAAAUCCGUGGACCGUGGGUACUACGCAGGGCCGUUAAGACUGCUAGCAAGGGAAGUGUACGAUAGAUUUCAUGCAGAAAAGAUAAGAUGCAAUUUACUGACUGGAGAGGAAGUUAUUCGUGAUUUGGAUGAUAGAGGAAAUUCAGCAGGGCUGACAUCAGGCACAGUAGAAAUGGUGCCAAUAAAUCAAAAAUUUGACGUUGUUGUUCUUGAUGAAAUUCAAAUGAUGUCUGAUGGGGAUCGUGGCUGGGCUUGGACGAACGCGCUUUUAGGUGUCGUUUCCAAGGAGGUCCAUCUUUGUGGUGAAAAGAGUGUUCUACCUUUGGUUAAGAGCAUUGUUAAAAUGACUGGCGAUAAAUUAACGAUUAAUGAAUAUGAGAGGUUAGGAAAGUUAAGUGUUGAAGAAAAACCUAUCAAAGAUGGCAUCAAAGGUUUGCGCAAAGGAGAUUGCGUCGUUGCGUUUUCAAAGAAGAAAAUAUUGGAUCUCAAGCUAAAGAUAGAGAAAGACACCAAUUUGAAAGUUGCUGUAAUUUAUGGCUCUUUGCCGCCUGAAACACGUGUUCAACAAGCCGCCCUAUUCAACAAUGGAGAGUAUGACAUAAUGGUAGCAUCAGACGCUAUUGGUAUGGGUUUAAACCUGUCUAUUGACAGAGUUGUAUUCACGACAAAUAUGAAAUAUAAUGGUGAAGAACUAAUGGAAAUGACUUCUUCUCAAAUCAAACAAAUAGGUGGUCGUGCGGGAAGGUUCAAAUCUAGAUCUGCCUCCGGGGGUGUUCCUCAGGGUUUUAUCACCAGUUUCGAAUCAAAAGUUUUGAAAAGUGUAAGAAAAGCUAUUGAAGCACCUGUGGAGUAUUUAAAAACUGCGGUUACAUGGCCUACAGAUGAAAUAUGUGCUCAACUAAUGACACAAUUCCCACCAGGAACGCCGACCAGUGUCCUGCUGCAGACUAUUUCAGAUGAGCUAGAGAAAAGUUCUGACAACCUGUUCACGUUAUCUGAUUUAAAGAGCAAACUGAAAGUUAUUGGCUUAUUCGAGCACAUGGAAGAUAUCCCAUUUUUCGACAAGCUGAAACUAAGCAAUGCGCCCGUGAAGGACAUGCCUAUGGUCACAAAGGCGUUCACCAAAUUUUGCGAAACAAUAGCAAAAAGGCAUACAAGAGGCCUACUGUCAUACCGAUUACCUUUUAACCUACUGGACUACAAUUGCAUACCGAAUGAGAGUUAUUCAUUAGAGGUUUAUGAGUCAUUGUACAACAUCAUUACUCUAUACUUCUGGCUCAGCAACAGGUACCCAAACUACUUCAUUGACAUGGAAUCUGCUAAAGAUUUGAAGUAUUUCUGUGAGAUGAUUAUUUUCGAGAAACUUGAUCGAUUAAAGAAGAAUCCUUACGCACAUAAGCCCUUUGGUUCUACAAGAGGUCACCUCUCAUCUUCGAGAAGAAGAUUGCGUACAUAA